This is a messenger RNA of Sphaeroforma arctica JP610, 684 nucleotides long. RefSeq lists its product as hypothetical. Lineage: Eukaryota; Ichthyosporea; Ichthyophonida. Gene Ontology annotation, molecular function: translation initiation factor activity; mRNA binding. The coding region runs from base 72 to 557 and encodes 161 amino acids. The record is from RefSeq and is a predicted model, not a curated record. Gene Ontology annotation, biological process: translation reinitiation; formation of translation preinitiation complex. The transcript is spliced from 5 exons.
CGCGUAGCUGUACACAUUGAACUUUUAGUAUAUAUAUAUAUAUACAUUUCUAUAUAGAUACCAUAAUAAAAAUGACUGUGGACGUGUACUACUGCACUGUGUGCUCCGUGCCUCCGGAGUACUGUGGGUUCGGUCCCACCGCCAAAGCGUGCAAGGAAGCACUGCAGAGCAAGAACGAGGAUCUCUACGACGAACUAUACGCUGAUCUUGAAGGCCUGAGCCUCGACGACAGCAAGAAGAAGGGCAAAGGUCUAGCCAAGGUCAAGAAAGAAGCCGACGUCAAACGAGCCAUCACUCUAUUGCGAAGAAAUCGAGGUGGCAGGAAAUACAUCACCGUCGUUGUUGGUCUGAAGACGUAUGAUAUCGACCUGAAGAAAGCGGGCAAGGUGCUGGGCAGCAAGUUUGCCUGCGGGUCGUCAGUCACAGGCGAUGAUGAGAUCACACUGCAGGGUGACGUGGCCGCUGAUCUGGAGGAGUUCCUACCGGAGAAGUGGGCGGAGAUCGAUGAGGACGACAUAUCGACAGUGGAAGAUAAGAAGAAAGGUGGCAAGAAAUAAACCCGGUUGGAAUUUAAUAAACAAUUAGAAGUACCUGUGUAGGCACGCCUGUAUGCAGCUGACAAAUGACGCAUACCACAAAUCACUUGACGGAUCAAGAUUGUUGUGCGUUUCGGUCAGUAGUCAC